GUCGGGGUCACCGCAUUGCAGCGGCCGCGCUGCCGCAUUGGUGGAUAAAACGCGACGCGACGGGCCGCACACGCACCUGUCCACGAUGCUGCGCACGUUCAGCGGCCGGCAGCCGCAUCCCGCGGCGGCGGAGGCGCCACAGCCUGGCUCUGACCCGGCGGCCGCCGCCGCGGUGGCGCCGCCACCGCUGCCCGAACGGCCCGGGACGCCGUCCCAGGACACGGGCGCGGGCCCGGACGCGGCUGCGCGGGUUGGUUCGCCAGCAGGCGAGGAACCGCCGCCCGCCGGCUCCGUCGCGGCGGGCGAGGCCGCGUGGGAGGCGCAGCUCGCGGCGCUGGAGGCCGCGAAGGCGGCCAAGCGGGCCUCGUCCGCGGCGCCCCUCGUCGGCGGGUCACAUUACCCAGGGGGGGCGGCGGCGGCGGCGCCAGCCGACGACCGCGGGUCACCAUCGCCCGGCGGUACAGCCGGUGGCGCCGACUCGGACGCGAAGCGGUCCGGGCCCGACAGCACGCUAGCGGUCGCGAACGACGACGGCUCGAGACCCGACGACUCCUCGGACGACUCGGACGCCGAGGACGACGAACUGGCCGCUGCUAUCGCCGAGGCGCGAAACGCGGCGCGGCGCAUCUCGCUCUCCGUCGACGAGGCGCCGCCGCCGCCGCCGCCGACUCGCACGCGGAGCGCGCCCGUGCCGCACAAGCGGCGCCUCUCGCACGAGGAGCGCGCGACGCCCCUCUCGCACCUGCGGCACCUGCUCGGCGGCCGAUCUGCGUCGGCGGACCGUCCCGCGUCGCCGCCCGCCCACGUGGCGCGCGCCUCCAUGGCCGCCGCGCGGGACGGCUUCGCGCGGCGCGGCGAGAGGCUCGAGGGCGUCAACCGGGCGACGGAGGGCCUCGCCGAGGCCGCGCGUUUGUAUAGAGAGAACGCUCGAAAACGCGAGGCCGACGCGCGGAAGAGCCGGUCGCGGUGGUUCUAG
Messenger RNA from Pelagomonas calceolata, 976 nucleotides. NCBI's taxonomy places the organism in Eukaryota, Pelagophyceae, Pelagomonadales, Pelagomonadaceae. The record is from the annotation of a GenBank genome assembly.